Messenger RNA from Hypoxylon fragiforme, 2334 nucleotides. RefSeq names its product carboxylesterase family protein. The record is from RefSeq and is a predicted model, not a curated record. The coding region runs from base 412 to 2160 and encodes 582 amino acids. The transcript has 3 exons. Lineage: Eukaryota; Fungi; Ascomycota; Sordariomycetes; Xylariales; Hypoxylaceae.
CAAAAUACAGACAUAGUACUGGAUCCCGAGUCACAUUCAGUGCCAGCUAACAUGUCUAUUGAAAUCUUAACCAGUUCAUCAAUGUGCCAUAUGGGCAUAUUUCUUACAUUCCAAUGCAUUCUCUUAAGGCUUACGGUUGUAAGCACAAGUGUUGGGCGUCCAACACAACUCUCACCAACAAGAGCCUUUCCAUGAAUAGGAAUCUCAAGGUAGGCGUACAAAUCAUAAUGAGCAUUAUCCACUUUAUAAACGUAUUAUGUCGCGCAAACUCGUAUUAUAUUGCUGCUGCCUAAAGCCGUCAAAGUUAGAGAACGAAGAACCUACGAACGACUAUAAAAUGUGACGAUAUUGAACAAAGGCAACUUUGAAGACUCAUAAGGCCAUGACGUUGAAAGCCAAAGUCCAAGGACCAUGAUACCACUAACUCUUUCCAGCGCAUGGCUGCUACUAAGCGCCAACUCUGUCGCGGCUCAAGAUCCAUUAGUUGCCGACACCACCCACAACAUCACGUACCAAGGCCUCAACCAGAAUGGCAUCGAAGUAUUCCUCGGCAUCCCGUAUGGCCAAGAUACGAGCGGUGCAAACCGGUUCAAGCCGCCACAACCCGUCGUACCGGAGCCCGGCACCGUCAUCGACGCGCGGUCCGUCGGCCCCGCCUGCCCACAGCCGUUAGGCCAGGGGUUACCGCCGCUCACCCUGACUAAUACAACUCAUAUCUCGGAGGACUGCCUGCACUUGAACGUGGCACGGCCGCGCGGUAUAGCCGCCGAGGACCCACCGUUGCCCGUUCUCGUCUGGAUAUAUGGCGGCGGGUUCUUCACGGGUAUAAGCAACGAGCUGACAACGGCGCCGGACGGUAUGAUCCUUGAGUCGGUUGAGAACGGACUUCCUGUGAUACACGUGGCGAUGAACUAUCGUCUCGGAGUAUUCGGAUUCGCACAAUCCGACGCCCUCCGAUCCGAAGGCUCGGAGAAUGCGGCAUUGCGAGACCAACGACUCGCCAUUGAAUGGGUGCGGGACAACAUCGCGCAUUUCGGCGGCGACCCGAACAAGAUCACCAUCUUCGGGCAGUCAUCCGGCGGCGUAUCCGUCGGCUUACAAAUCAUGGCCUACGGCGGCACCAAGCCCGUGCCGUUCCAGCGAGGCAUAAGCGAGAGCCAGGUGCUGGAACCAGGUAUCACCGGCAAUUUCAGCAUCGACGCCUUUCAGCGAGUAGUAGAGCACGUCGGGUGCAACACCACCGCGCUGCACUCACCAGAAACGGUCGCGUGCCUGCGAAACCUAGACAUGGAAACGCUGCAGGCCGCCGCCGAGGCCACAUAUCUCGACGACCUGGCGCACAACAUCGGGGACAUAUGGCUGCCAACCGUCGACGGCGACUUCCUUCCCGCAGCGCCCUCAACCCUCCUUGCCGAGCAGCGGUUCGCGCGCAACGUGAGUAUGAUGCUGGGGUGGUGCGAGGACGACCUGACCUUCUUCACGGACGCCAGCAUCGCAAGCGCAGAGGACACCGCGUCCUUCGUCUCGUCGUACGCGUGGGGGUUAUCCCCCUCCAACCUCGCCACGCUCCUCUCGCUCUACCCAUCAUCCGACUUCACCGGCAACCCCUCCGCAAACCUCUCCGCCGAAUUCUACCGCACGGCGCGCAUCUUCCGGGACCUCGUCAUGACCUGCGAGCCCAUCCUCUACGCCUCCGCCCUCGCCUCCGCCAACGUCUACCUCUACACCUGGAACCAAACCAUCCUCGACCCCAUCCUCGCCAGCCUCUACAACCAGUCCGGCCAAGGCGUCAUCCACACCUCCGAGUUCGCCUACAUCUUCGGCAACCUGAGCCACUGGGACACGAACGGGUACCCCUUUGCCCCAACCCCCGCCGACUAUUCCCUCGUGAGGCGCGGCGCCCGCUCGUGGACCACGUUUGCGAGUCUCGGCGCGCCUGGGCUUGAGGGACAUGAUACGUUUCAGGGGUUCACGCCGGCGUUUUCCGGCGGUGAUGGCGAGGAGAAGGAGACCUUUUCCAUCUUCGUCGCCGGCGGGCCACACGAGGGCCUUUCACCGGUCGAGGGGCCUGGUUCAGCGCCCGCGGUGGCGGCGCAGAAGCUGAGAGAGCGGUGCGCGUUCAUCAAUUCGGAAGAGGUUGUGAGACAGCUUCAGUUCUAACGUACGUACCUUGGGUACAUAUGUAGAACAAGGAAGUGUCAUCAUAUCAUCAUAUAUAUCCAUCCAUCCAGUAAAAGCCGGGUGUUCAUGUUCAUUGCUCUAUUAAAUAAAUGUACCUAUAGCUAUAGGCUCCGUUUAUAACUUUCAUUCCAGUACCUAAUGCAAUGCUCAAAA